This is a messenger RNA of Mesorhabditis spiculigera, 1815 nucleotides long. Lineage: Eukaryota; Metazoa; Nematoda; Chromadorea; Rhabditida; Rhabditidae. The record is from the annotation of a GenBank genome assembly.
AUGGAGACCCCAAGCAUGCCAACCACGUUGACGGACGAUGAGACCACGAUGGAGACCCCAAGCAUGCCAACCACGUUGACGGACGAUGAGACCACGAUGGAGACCCCAAGCAUGCCAACCACGUUGACGGACGAUGAGACCACGAUGGAGACCCCAAGCAUGCCAACCACGUUGACGGACGAUGAGACCACGAUGGAGACCCCAAGCAUGCCAACCACGUUGACGGACGAUGAGACCACGAUGGAGACCCCAAGCAUGCCAACCACGUUGACGGACGAUGAGACCACGAUGGAGACCCCAAGCAUGCCAACCACGUUGACGGACGAUGAGACCACGAUGGAGACCCCAAGCAUGCCAACCACGUUGACGGACGAUGAGACCACGAUGGAGACCCCAAGCAUGCCAACCACGUUGACGGACGAUGAGACCACGAUGGAGACCCCAAGCAUGCCAACCACGUUGACGGACGAUGAGACCACGAUGGAGACCCCAAGCAUGCCAACCACGUUGACGGACGAUGAGACCACGAUGGAGACCCCAAGCAUGCCAACCACGUUGACGGACGACGAGACCACGAUGGAGACCCCAAGCAUGCCAACCACGUUGACGGACGAUGAGACCACGAUGGAGACCCCAAGCAUGCCAACCACGUUGACGGACGAUGAGACCACGAUGGAGACCCCAAGCAUGCCAACCACGUUGACGGACGAUGAGACCACGAUGGAGACCCCAAGCAUGCCAACCACGUUGACGGACGACGAGACCACGAUGGAGACCCCAAGCAUGCCAACCACGUUGACGGACGACGAGACCACGAUGGAGACCCCAAGCAUGCCAACCACGUUGACGGACGACGAGACCACGAUGGAGACCCCAAGCAUGCCAACCACGUUGACGGACGACGAGACCACGAUGGAGACCCCAAGCAUGCCAACCACGUUGACGGACGACGAGACCACGAUGGAGACCCCAAGCAUGCCAACCACGUUGACGGACGACGAGACCACGAUGGAGACCCCAAGCAUGCCAACCACGUUGACGGACGACGAGACCACGAUGGAGACCCCAAGCAUGCCAACCACGUUGACGGACGACGAGACCACGAUGGAGACCCCAAGCAUGCCAACCACGUUGACGGACGACGAGACCACGAUGGAGACCCCAAGCACGCCAACCACGUUGACGGACGAUGAGACCACGAUGGAGACCCCAAGCAUGCCAACCACGUUGACGGACGAUGAGACCACGAUGGAGACCCCAAGCAUGCCAACCACGUUGACGGACGACGAGACCACGAUGGAGACCCCAAGCAUGCCAACCACGUUGACGGACGACGAGACCACGAUGGAGACCCCAAGCAUGCCAACCACGUUGACGGACGACGAGACCACGAUGGAGACCCCAAGCAUGCCAACCACGUUGACGGACGACGAGACCACGAUGGAGACCCCAAGCAUGCCAACCACGUUGACGGACGACGAGACCACGAUGGAGACCCCAAGCAUGCCAACCACGUUGACGGACGACGAGACCACGAUGGAGACCCCAAGCAUGCCAACCACGUUGACGGACGACGAGACCACGAUGGAGACCCCAAGCAUGCCAACCACGUUGACGGACGACGAGACCACGAUGGAGACCCCAAGCAUGCCAACCACGUUGACGGACGACGAGACCACGAUGGAGACCCCCAAGCAUGCCAACCACGUUGACGGACGACGAGACCACGAUGGAGACCCCAAGCAUGCCAACCACGUUGACGGACGACGAGACCACGAUGGAGACCCCAAGCACGCCAACCACGUUGACGGACGA